Molecule: messenger RNA, 821 nt
Organism: Caenorhabditis auriculariae
Lineage: Eukaryota; Metazoa; Nematoda; Chromadorea; Rhabditida; Rhabditidae
Source: the annotation of a GenBank genome assembly
AUGUCGUCCUCUGCCGCUCUUCUUCUCCUAGGCCUCGGCCUUCUACUGGCCUUUGUCAACGCUCAAGUCAACAGCGGAAGUGAGCUUUUCUAUUAUUUUUUUGUUAUCGAUUAAUUUUAAAGCUUUUUUUUGAAAAUAAAAAAAAGAAUCUACAUCCCAGUAAUAACGACUUUGAAUAAACAGUAAUUUCUUUCCCUAAUUUCCUAAUAUUUCCAUUUUAAAUCUCUUAUCCACUCCAAAAGAGUCUUCACUUUAUAUUUUAAUCAAAAACUCCCAAAAUGUUUCAGGCUGGAGUAGAGUCGACUUACCUGGAGUCCAAUACGGCACCUUCUCCAACGUCAACAACGGGGGCGUCGGCUACGGGGCCGGCGGUCCGAUUGUCGGUCCGGUCGGUGGCCCAAUCGGCCCGGGCUACGGAGGACCCAUCGGUCCAGGUUACGGUGGCGGCUUCGGACGCGACAGGUACAGUAUUGCGUUUGCCUGGAUACUGUAAAUUGUCCAGAUGCUAAAAGUUGACUGAUCCCAAGGCUUCACCACCAACUAUAACCAAACUUCCGCCAGUUGAAUACUAAGGAACCACAAAUUUAUAUUAUAACCUCUAUAGGGACCACUCUGGCGUUCCUAAGAAGGGAAGGUUUUGAGAUUUUGUCGGCUUUUGGAGACGUUUGAAAAAUAUUUUUUAAAUCUUUUUUCGUUUCAGAUUCAACCGCCGCGAGGGAUUCGACCGUGGAUUCGACCGCGGGUUCGAUCGGGGCUUCGAACGCGGCCAUCACCAUCAUCACCACCACUACCGUGGCGACUUCUAUCCUCGGCGGAUCUAA